Messenger RNA from Zalophus californianus (California sea lion), 4126 nucleotides. RefSeq names its product chordin like 1 (gene CHRDL1). The coding region runs from base 257 to 1843 and encodes 528 amino acids. The record is from RefSeq and is a predicted model, not a curated record. NCBI's taxonomy places the organism in Eukaryota, Metazoa, Chordata, Mammalia, Carnivora, Otariidae. The transcript is spliced from 12 exons. Gene Ontology annotation, molecular function: protein binding.
ACACUUUCUCCCGAUUUCUUAACUUUCGGGCCCGCGGAGCAGGAGUAAAGGCGCUGUGCCGGGGCGGAGACCCGGCUGCGGGCUUGCGGCGGCUGCGCGCCCGUGGACUUCCCGCCUGCGCCGGGCGGCCGGCCUCUCGGGCCAAGUGGGGAGCGGGCGGCGGGCGGGCAGGUGGCCCCGGGCCGCCGCGCCCGCGCCUUGGCUCUGCCCCCGGGAGCCGAGCGAGCCGCUGUUCCCUCGUGGUGUGAGGGCGGUGAUGUUUUUCCUCCCACCCACUUUGGAGUCCCCCCUCCCCCUUCGCGCGCACUCUAGCUCUCGCCACAACCUGCGAGCCCCAGACCUCGGAGGAGCGCCCCGGGGAGCUCGGAGCGCGUGCACGCGUGGAAGACGGAGCAGGCCAGUGGCCAGCAGCUUGAAUACACCGGGCCCUGAAAGUUUUGAGCAGCCUUUUGCAGCGGUGAAGAUGAGAAAAAAGUGGAAAAUGGGAGGCAUGAAAUAUAUCUUCUCCUUGUUGCUGUUCUUUCUUUUCCUAGAAGGAAGCAAAACAGAACAAGUAAAACAUUCAGAGACAUACUGUGUGUUUCAAGACAAGAAGUACAGAGUGGGCGAGAGAUGGCAUCCUUACCUGGAACCUUAUGGGUUGGUUUACUGUGUCAACUGCAUCUGCUCAGAGAAUGGGAAUGUGCUCUGCAGCCGAGUCAGAUGUCCAAGCCUCCAUUGCCUGUCCCCUGUGCAUAUUCCUCAUCUGUGCUGCCCACGCUGCCCAGAAGACUCCCUACCCCCGGCAAACAAUAAGGUGACCAGCAAGUCGUGUGAGUACAACGGGACCACUUACCAACACGGUGAGCUGUUCGUGGCUGAAGGGCUCUUUCAGAACCGGCAACCCAAUCAGUGCACCCAGUGCAGCUGUUCGGAGGGGAAUGUGUACUGCGGUCUCAAGACGUGCCCCAAGUUAACCUGUGCGUUCCCAGUCUCUGUUCCGGAUUCCUGUUGCCGGGUGUGCAGAGGGGAUGGAGAAUUGUCGUGGGAACAUUCUGAUGGUGAUAUCUUCCGGCAACCUGCCAACAGAGAAGCAAGACAUUCCUACCACCGCUCUCAUUACGACCCUCCACCAAGCCGACAGGCUGGAGGUCUGCCCCGCUUUCCUGGGGCCAGAAGCCACCGAGGAGCUCUUAUGGAUUCCCAGCAAGCAUCGGGCACCAUUGUGCAGAUUGUCAUCAACAACAAACACAAGCACGGACAAGUCUGUGUUUCCAAUGGAAAGACCUACUCCCAUGGCGAGUCCUGGCACCCAAACCUCCGGGCAUUUGGCAUUGUGGAGUGUGUGCUGUGCACUUGUAAUGUCACCAAGCAAGAGUGUAAGAAAAUCCACUGCCCCAAUCGAUACCCCUGCAAGUAUCCUCAAAAAAUAGAUGGAAAGUGCUGCAAGGUGUGUCCAGGUAAAAAGGCAAAAGAAGAACUUCCCGGCCAAAACUUUGACAGCAAGGGCUACUUUUGUGGAGAAGAAACAAUGCCCGUGUAUGAGUCUGUGUUCAUGGAGGAUGGGGAGACCACCAGAAAAAUAGCCCUGGAGACAGAGAGACCACCUCAGGUAGAGGUCCACGUUUGGACCAUACGAAAGGGCAUUCUCCAGCACUUCCAUAUUGAGAAGAUCUCCAAAAGGAUGUUUGAGGAACUCCAUCACUUCAAGCUGGUGACCAGGACGACCCUGAGCCAGUGGAAGAUAUUCACCGAAGGAGAAGCUCAGAUCAGCCAGAUGUGUUCAAGUCGUGUGUGCAGAACAGAGCUUGAAGAUUUGGUCAAGGUUUUGUACCUGGAGAGGUCUGAAAAGGGCCACUGUUAGAGAAGACAGACAGUAUUGGAGAGGGUAAAGCAAGAAAACUCAAGCUGCAGCUGGACUGCGGGCUGAUUUUGCUUAAGUCAACAGUACCCUAAAACCCCAAACUCAAAUGCAGUUCAUUAUUCACGCCAUGCACCGCAUAACUUGCUCCUUUAUGUGGAGUGGUGUGUCAGUCCUUAAACACCUCCUGCAAAGGGACUAGAAGAGUCUUGAAUUAUUUGUGGGAGGAGGAGGGCUAGAACACCACAACACUGCUCUAGUUUCUGGGAGAAUCACAUUUCUUCACAGGUUAAAGAGUAAACAAAACCCUAGGGUUUCUAUCUAGAAAGUUACUCCAAUGAAAGGAAACAGAUGAGAAUUUGCUUAGUAGGAGUUGUGUAGUACGGAGAAAAUAUGUGUAUGAAAUUAUACUCUUUGAAUUUUAGGAUGUCUUGUGUUUUUAAGAAAAUAUUAACUCCCCAUCCUCAUCCACACACACACACACACGCCUGUGUGCAAGCAUGCACGUGUACGUGCGCGCGCGCACGCACACACACACACACACACACACACACACUAAACUGCCGCCUUCCUUCUGAGGCAAAGCCAGCAUAGACUCUCCCCUCCUUUCCCUCGCCUGGCUCCCAAGUAGCUCUGAAGUUGUGGGUACCCAGGAGGAUAAAGAAGGAAUUGUGAGCAGAAGGUCAGUGGUGUGGUUGCUGAAGUCACCAACUAUGGUGGCAGGGUGAAGAAUAAGAACACCAUUUCAUGGCCACAUUCACUUUGAAGCCAUAAAUAACUUUUCCCUAGUGAUGCCACUUCUCUUUUCUCCCUGAGCCUGUGGGGCCCCCGUAAGGAAGUUAGAACUGAGUAAAAUCUUCAGAAACUGAAUCCACUGAAGACAAAAUAAUUGUCGAAGAAAAUGGUGGAUGGAAGUCAACAAGGAAACCUUAUGUGUUUUCAAGUCAAUAAGAGUCACCAACAAAUAGCUCAAUACUCACUGAUUUUCUUGAUAGCCAGAGUUCUGUAGUCCAAAAAUUUAGGUUAAAUGAUUACAUUCUAGAAGCUUCUUAAAAGGGCAGUUUUCCUUCUCCUCCAAUUACAGGAGUUCAUUUUGACUUUGCAAAGGGGCUCAGUCCCCACAAGCUUCUGAAGGUUGGCUGUUCAGUUGGGAGAAUUGUUGCUCAUAUGGGGAAGUGGACGUUCUGAUAAGGAUCUUUGUUCUAAACUUUCCUACCGUUCUCAUCUCAUCCACCAAGCGGGGAUUUACUGUCUAUUCACAGCUCGAUACCAGAGCAGAACUUACCGUUCUGAGGCCUGGCUUUAGACAUCAUCUUUGUGGCAAAACUAUAAAUUCUCCACAAGGAUCUCAAGCCUGCCUUCUAGAGUCAUCCCUUCUGAGGGGCUUGAAUGAACUCUAAUGAGUACUCAGAAGUAUCAAGGACGCAGACAUCCUGUAUUUCCCACUCCAUGACCAUAGGAGAGAGGAACAUUAUUUUCCUUACAAGUCAAUGACACCAAUAGGGAAAAAUGUAAAAAUCUUUAUGGCGACCUGGCAUAAUGGAGUCUGUUCUCCUAAAAGAGAUAUAGGGGCGCCUCCUGGCCAGGCCUUCACCGGACAAGCCUCGUACCAAUGCUUCAUACAUACUCUCCACAGGAAAGGGAGGGAGGACAUCCAGGGCCGGGAGGCCAGAGAGCAUUAUUGGGGACGAGGCUGCUAAGUAUCUGCGGCCUCCCUCCCAGAGGUGGCAGCAUUUCCAUAGUGUGGAAACAAGUAACUGGAUCCUCAAGCCAAGUGGUGAUUUCCCCUUCUGGAUGACUCACCCCAAAGCCUUCCCACCCAGGUGUUCUCUGAACGCGCAACCAUAAGGGAACACCCAGAGAGCUUCCCUAGAUAGACGUCUGCCCCCAGGUGCUGGGACACACCUUUCCAAAGUGCUGUGUGAAGCCGGGGCUGGGGAGCUGUGCUAGGCCAACGGAGAAACCUUCCAGUGUUCUGUGUGGUAUAGGCAGUGGGGCAUGGGGAGAAGAGGCAGAGUCCCCUGUAGUUAGGAGGGGAAUGGAUGUGGUUCUUCUUGUGUAUUUAUUUGUAUCAUAAACACCCGGACCAACAAAGACCAUAAGCACCAUUUAGCAGUUAUAGCCAUGUUCUAGUUAACUCGUGUAAACAAGUAAGAGUAAACUUAAAGUAACAGUAUUAGCCUUUUGUUCUUCUUACAGGACAUGUACCUAAAUAGGGUACUUAUUUAUGUAGUCACUGUAUUUCUGGAUUUUUAAGUUAAUAAAACAGUUAAUUUUGAAAAAUCA